Messenger RNA from Penicillium manginii, 2142 nucleotides. Its product is annotated as Zn(II)2Cys6 transcription factor. The transcript is spliced from 2 exons. The record is from RefSeq and is a predicted model, not a curated record. Bases 1 to 2142 code for a protein of 713 amino acids. Gene Ontology annotation, biological process: regulation of DNA-templated transcription; DNA-templated transcription. NCBI's taxonomy places the organism in Eukaryota, Fungi, Ascomycota, Eurotiomycetes, Eurotiales, Aspergillaceae. Gene Ontology annotation, molecular function: zinc ion binding; DNA-binding transcription factor activity, RNA polymerase II-specific; DNA binding.
AUGAGUUCCGGUAUUCAACGCAAGCGACUAGCUUGCGUCGAGUGUACUCGUCGCAAAAUAAAAUGCGACAAGACCGUACCGUGUCGCAACUGUACCCGAAAGGGCACACGAUGCUCUCGUGCUCAGGCGCGGGAUUUACCGAGCCUGGAACUGGCUCGGCCGGGCGUGUCUGCUGAGCCUUGCCUACUCGCCCAGUCAAGCUCCGAGGCAUCUAAUAUUAUCCAAGGGCUGAGAUCCAAGAUUGAUUGUCUGGAGGCCGAACUCAGAGAGGCUAACGAAGCCGCUGCGCACACACGAACACCAACGCCGUCGUGCCAUUUCAGUAGCACAACAUACUCUCCAACAUAUUCUCCAGUAUAUCAUCCAAUAGCUGGAUCUGUAUCAGACUCUAGCAAGGCAACUUCCAUUCAAACACCAAAUGAAGUUGAAGAUGCAGCAACAAUCCUCGAGUUUCUCGCCUGGGGCCGUCGCAAGGACCCUUCAUACCAAGAUGAAAUUGCAAAAAGAAACGAGUUGCCUCAUUCGCCCGGUGAUCUCCCCGUUGAGGAUGAUUGGAAUGGCCUGCAUAUUUCAGGUAUCUCCAUGAUGAGUUUCUGCGAGCUAUUACUGCCGAUUAAACAGAAAGUCCACAAGCUGGUCACUUAUCACUGCGAGUGUUUGUUGUGGUAUCAUGGAGCAUUCCAUGCGACAACAUUUCUUCAAGAGCUAGAAGAUUUCUAUGCUCGGGCAGGUGGACGUAUUGAUGGAUCUGGUGUUGAUCUACAAUGGAUGUCACUGCUCUUCGCAGUACUCACUGGAUCAAUAGCCAGUGCUCCCAUAGCCACCACUCAAGCUUGGGGAUUCCGUGAUCAGGAGAAGAGAGCUCUAUCCCAUCGAUGGCUCAAGGCUUCUGUUGCUUGUCUCCAUCAAGCAAAUUAUAUGGCGUAUCACUCUCUUUAUAGUGUUCAGGCCAUCGCGACGCUAACCAUAUCUGCUCACAUGCUUGGGAAAUCUAAUAGCUUCUCGGUACUUCUGGCCGCUGCUAUAAGAAUUGCACAAGGCCUUGGGCUGCAUCAGCUCGAUGCGGAUCACGAACCAAAUUCAUGUGACCAAUUGAACAGGGAAAUCGGCCGUCGUAUAUGGUGCCAGCUCUGCAUUCAGGACUGGUUCUCCAUCCCAUUCACUGAAAGUUAUCUCAUUCACCGACAGUGCUUUAAUACCGAGAGACCUGGAAAUUGCGACGACGAUCUGACUCCCAUUCCAGAGAAUCGACCAACUGUUACAGGCUACUCUCGUCUCUUUUAUAACAUCGCAUUUCUGAUGCCUGGCCUCUACGAUGAUUUCACUGCUUCCAAUACUUUGUAUACGCGAUAUGAAGAGGUUCUGAAGUAUGAUCGGCGAUUACGCACUCUAGCUACUCAACAUCUUCCUCUCUACUUACAAAAUGUGCCUUUGGACCCUUCUUGGCCAGUCUAUGUUCCAUGGGCGAGACGAAGCUUGGCCAUCAGUUCUGCUCACAAGGUGAUCAUGAUUCAUCGAAAAUUCUUGAGCCUGAGCUUUGUAAAUCCAAUGUUUGACUUCACUCGAAAGACUUGCGUUGCUGCUUCCCGCACGAUCAUUAAGGAACAAAAGGAGGCCACACUUGAGAAUGGGCCAGUUCUGUGGAUACAUCAGGCAUUCAGCGUAACUGCGAGUAUCAUCCUAUGUCUAGAUAUGUUUCAUCGACCCACGUCUGACAGCCAAUCAUCACAAAAUCGACAAUUUGUGGAAGAUGGAAUUGCAAUUCUUUCUCACUGCGACUCGGACAUGAUUGCUCGUCGUGGUGUACCUUUGAUUAAAGCGAUGCUUCAGGCCGAGGAGAGGCGGUAUCAAUCACCUAACUCGCACGAACCACAAGUUUUGCAAAACGCAGGCUCGGGGUUGGACAUUGCGUCCAUAAUUCAAACAUUCUAUAAACAAGUCCGGGGUAGUCUAUCUGGAGAUUCACCCAAUGAUCCCCCGGCGGAAUCCAGCACCAGGACAUUGGGGUGUGGCAAUUGGCCGGACAUGAUGAGCCAUGAGGUGACUGGGGUACCAAGUGCCGACAUUUUGAUGCCCUUCGGGGCGGACUAUGCAGAGGGACUUGACGACAUUUUGAGCCUUGCAACUAAUUGUCUGAAUUGA